Etheostoma cragini (Arkansas darter) is the source of this 2863-nucleotide messenger RNA. RefSeq names its product tsukushi small leucine rich proteoglycan homolog (Xenopus laevis) (gene tsku). Gene Ontology annotation, molecular function: protein binding. The transcript has 3 exons. The coding region runs from base 431 to 1471 and encodes 346 amino acids. NCBI's taxonomy places the organism in Eukaryota, Metazoa, Chordata, Actinopteri, Perciformes, Percidae. The record is from RefSeq and is a predicted model, not a curated record.
AUAUCAACAGCAUUUAGCUAGACUAUUUAUCGCAAACAUUUGCCAAAAAAAAGAGUAAAACCAUAACCAAGUUGCUUUUGAAACAUUUUGUUUUGGAAAGCAUAGACAGGAAAUGCUCUUAUUUUGUACGCUGGAGGGCUUUACGUUGGUAAAACGAGCCGAAGAGGCAGGCAAGACUUUAUGGGAUGAAAACAGACGAGUGUGUAUCAGUGUUUCCAGCUACUGACAGUUAAUUGUGACGCAGAAGACACGCCGAAGGAUCCGCAGGGCUCAUGUAGACCAGCAGGCAGACUAACCACCGGGACACGGGAGCGCAGCGGGGGUCUGGAAAAUGGUAGCGGUGAAGUGAAAAGACGGCCAAAAGUCUGGAUGAAAGGCACCAAAGUAAGUUACUCGGAACAUAGGCUGACGAGAAGUUCUGAAAAGCAUAAUGGCAUUCCUUCUGUGGCUUGGCCUGUCGCUUCUGACCUCAGUCCGGUCCAACGCUGUCAAGAACUGCCACCAUGGUUGUCGCUGCGAGGUGGAAAGUUUCGGCCUGUUUGACAGCUUCAGCCUGACCAGGGUGGACUGCCGAGGGUUGGGACCCGCCACCACCAUGCCCAUCCCCAUCCCACUGGACACUGCCCACCUAGACCUGUCCUCCAACGCCAUGGGCCCGAUCAGUGACACUAUGUUAGCUGGUCCAGGCUACACUACCCUUGUAAGCUUGGACCUCAGCAGCAACCUUAUAACAAAGGUAACACCCAAUGCUUUGUCCAAGCUGCGUUACCUGGAGUCUCUGGAUCUGAGCCACAACAACCUGGAGAGCCUCUCCCCAAGCUGCUUCUCCAGCCUCCCUCUGGCUGAAGUUGACCUCAGCCACAACAGCUUCCAGGAGUUCAACAUGGAUGUGUUUGCCACUAAAAUUAAUGGUCAACCUGUCAGCGUGGAUCUGUCUCAUAACAAGCUUGUUUCAGUCUCCACAACUUUGCAAGUGUUACACAUUCAAAGCUUAAAUUUGUCAGCAAACCGGAUGUUGAGCAUACCGAGGCUGGCAGGACUUCCUCUGCGGUAUCUCAAUCUGGAUGGUAACCCCAUCAAACAGAUCAAGGAGGGAGCUUUUGCUCAGCUGAAUGAUCUGGGUUAUUUAUCCAUCAGUGGCCUCCAUGAGCUUCAGGAGAUUGAGCCGUACAGCUUUAAGGGCCUUCAGAACCUACAAGUUCUGGAUCUCUCAAACAACCCCAAGCUCAAGACUAUAAACCCUGUGGUUUUCAGCGGACUAGACUCCCUGCAAGAGCUGAAUUUGUCUGGCUCUGGUGUAGUGUCCUUGCCAAAUAACAUGCUGACCCACCUGGCCAGUAUUAAGAGUAUUACACUGGGCCAAAACAUCCACUGCUGGAGGACCCAGAAACAGGGUCAGUUUCACCGGCAGCUGGGUCAGGUCCAACACAACGACGUGCUGAACUGUAAUGUAGAGGGCAUCGUGCUGUGAAACGGUGAGUGUAGAAAUUGACCACUCCUUAAGGAGCCAGUGUACUCCAUCAGAAGUUCUUGUCGGAUGGUUGAAUGGCUUCCAAAACCCCCUCUCCCUACACCAUUUCUACGUUGAAUAUAACUAUUAAGACUUUUUAUUGGGCUAAAUAACCCUCUUACAACCAAGUUCUGCUAGACCAUACUCUGGCCCUUACAAUCCUGAUACCAGAGCUGUGCCUUAUCUGCUUAAGCAAAACAUUUUUUUUUGUGUUCCUUUCACCCUAUUACCUCUGUACCAAGGUGAGCCUUUGGAAUAUGUCUUAUAGGUUUAAAGUAUCCUUCAUGAGCUCUGAGCAUACGAGUAUCAUACCUGCUGUACCCUUUAGAAAAACAAUGAUAAAAUGUACAGCAUCCUACAUAGCACAUAUACAUUUAUUUUACAUCUUAACAUGAAGCCUCAACUGGUAGAGAACCAUUACUAAAUCAAACCAAGCAUUAUUCAUACGUUAUGUACUUAAGUUACAGUGGGACCAUAGUAAGAGCUAUUUCCACUUAUUCCAGUUGCAAAUAGCUGUAAUUUAUAUGAUGCACUAGAAACAUGGCCUUAAUUUCAUCCAGUACUAUAUACCUUAUGUGCAUUGCUCAUAAUAUCCACACUGAAGAAUAUUUUACAACUGUUGACCACUAAGCUGUUUUAUUUGACUUUGAAUGUGAUGCUUUAUUGAAACCAUUAAAGGGAUAGUUAGACAUUUUGGGUAAUGUAUUUACACGUAUGUUUUCUAACCCAGAGUUAGUUAAGAAGAUUCUCAUGUAUGUUUGUUUAAUUUGAAGCUACAGCCAGCAGCUGGUUAGCUUAGGACAAAGCAUGGAAACAGGGAAACAGUUAGCCUGGCUCUGUCCAAACCUCUAAUUAACAUGUGUCUGGUUUGUAAUAAAUAAUAGAAUAACUGCAUUUAUAAUACGUGUGUAAAAACAAUAGUUGUGGUUGUAUGGGAGGACAGCUUCCUAGAGUCUUGUCCUUGUACCCAUUUAACACAAUAACCUGUUUUUAUGCGUCCAUCCUGUUUCCAGUCUUAAUGCUAAACUAAGUUACUGGCUGUAGAGUUACCAUACAGAUAUUUUAUAUGUGUCUCCUAAAACCAGACAUCUUUUAUUCAGCAGGGUCUGGGUGGGAAACUGACAGUAGCCGGUAACGUGUGUAACUGUUAAAGGACAAAGAUUUCUUGCAACACCCACAAAAUGACAAUUUUUAUUACUUGAAUUUUUUAUUAUGACCACCAGCCCAAAUCUGACAUCUAGUCAAAUAUGUAUGGACAAUGUACCUUCAAAAUGACACAAGUUGGGUGUACAACUUUUGCAAAUGAAGUCAAUUCACCCUUUGACAUGGUGCUCAAUGAGUUUUUGAGAUAAC